This is a messenger RNA of Parnassius mnemosyne (clouded apollo), 1086 nucleotides long. NCBI's taxonomy places the organism in Eukaryota, Metazoa, Arthropoda, Insecta, Lepidoptera, Papilionidae. The record is from the annotation of a GenBank genome assembly.
AUGUUGAGACUUCUCGGAGGAUUGAGUGUUUAUUUUAAGUACCAGGACAUUAAGACUGAUAAUGCGGUGUUCCGCUUGCACAAUGUGUUCACAACGGUGCUCUUGCUCACUUGCUCGGUCAUCAUCACGGCCACGCAGUACGUCGGGCAUCCGAUACAGUGCAUCGUCAACGGGCUGCCGGCCAAUGUCGUCAACACGUUCUGUUGGAUCACGUCCACGUUCACCAUGCCGGACGCUUUCAAUAGAGAGGUCGGCAAAGCAGUGGCGCACCCCGGCGUGGCCAACGAGUACGACAGCACAGUGGAGAAAAAAUAUUACACCUACUAUCAGUGGGUGUGCUUCGUGCUGUUCUUCCAGGCUAUAAUGUGCUACACGCCGAAGUUUCUGUGGGACGCAUUCGAGGGUGGCCUCUUACGGACCAUCGUGAUGGGCCUCAAUAUUGGCGUUUGCGACCAGAAGGAGAAGGAGAAGAAAAAGGACGCCAUCAUCGGCUACCUCAUCAGAUACGAGAGGAUGCACAAGUUAUACGCCUUGAGGUACUGGGGCUGCGAGCUGUUGUGCCUCAUCAACAUUGUGCUGCAGCUUUGGAUGAUGGACAAGUUCUUCAACGGGGAGUUCUUUUCGUACGGCACGCGAGUGCUGGGUUACAGCGAGGUGCCGCAAGAACAGAGAUAUGAUCCGAUGAUCUACGUGUUUCCGCGGGUCACCAAGUGCACAUUCCACAAGUUCGGUGCGUCCGGCAGCAUCCAGACGCACGACAGCCUCUGUAUAUUGCCGCUCAACAUAGUCAACGAGAAGACCUACAUCUUCAUCUGGUUCUGGUACAUCAUACUGGCCGUCAUUCUGUCGCUGCUUGUUAUUUACAGACUGGUGAUAAUCUUCGUGCCGUCGGUCCGUCCGCGACUGCUCCACGCGCGGUCUCGGAGCAUCGCGAUGGAGACUGCCGCGCUGGUCUCGAGACGGACCGACGUCGGCGACUGGUGGCUACUGUACAUGCUCGCCAGGAACAUGGACCCCAUCAUAUACAGAGAGUUAAUAGCGGAGCUCGUAAAACAUAUGGGCGAGAAGUCAGGGCCUCGUGCGUGA